Molecule: messenger RNA, 682 nt
Organism: Myotis brandtii (Brandt's bat)
Lineage: Eukaryota; Metazoa; Chordata; Mammalia; Chiroptera; Vespertilionidae
Gene: CMTM7
Product: CKLF-like MARVEL transmembrane domain containing 7
Exons: 4
Coding region: 1-378 (125 amino acids)
Cellular component (GO): membrane
Source: RefSeq, a predicted model, not a curated record
AUGUCUCAGGUCAGCCUGCUGAUCGCCUUCAUCUGCGUGAGGAGCUCUCCGUGGAUCAGCCAGAGCGCCUACAGAUACUUCGAAGUGGUCACCAUCUGCAACUUGAUCAUGAUCCUCGCCUUCUACCUGGUCCACCUCUUCCGCCUCUACCGCGUGCUCACCUGCAUCAGCUGGCCCCUGUCGGAACUUCUGCACUAUUUAAUCGGCACCCUGCUCCUCCUCAUCGCCUCCAUCGUGGCCGCCUCCAAGAGUUACAGCCAGAGCGAGCUGGUAGCCGCCUCGAUCUUCGGCUUCGUGGCCACCUUCCUCUGCCUGGCGAGCGUGUGGCUGUCCUACAAGAUCUCUUGUGUGACCCAGUCCACAGAUGCAGCCGUCUGAGGACACCGCGGCCUCCGGGCAGCAGGAGGCCCUGCAGGGCGUGUGGCCCCGAAGGCAGGAGGACCCGCGGGCCGGUGACCUCAGGAGAGACUUCCGAACCUGUGUUCCUGUGCCAAAGCCCUGCCCGGGCACGGAGGGCCUUCUACUCCCUCCUGGGCUCCCGAGCUGCUCCGGACCCCUCUCUCCGGCCUAUUCUCCUCGGAGAACAUUCUCCUCGUCCGGGAAAGAAAAGCAGCUCCAGGGAAAUCUGGUCUCUGCCUCCUGCUUUUCAAACGGCCUCCGGGACUGGUGCCCACACCUAACA